AUGGGACUACCAUCAGUUUGCAGUCUUUUCUUGUGUUUAAUUCUUCCAGCAGACGCAAUUUUAAGUGACAGUGAAAAAUGGAAACACGUAGAAACAUUUUUCACUCAAAUUAAACAGCAACAAUCAGAACUAAAGAAAGUCAACACACAGCUAUCAGAGACUAUUGAAAAUCAAAUCCAUGUCAUUAAGAAGCUUGAAAACAGAAUUGCCAUCUUGGAAUCUGCAGAUUGUGAAUGCAGAAAACUCGAUAAAGCCAAACAAAAUGUCGUCACGGCUGAUUCCGAUUCUAAAGUGCAGAAAAACUAUGAAGAAACAUACGUUAGUGUAAAAAAUAACAGAACAGAUGAUGUUUCGGUUAAACAGUCACCGAAAGGAAUCACUGUUCCUAUUCUUCAACCGCAGCGACGUAUAAGUGGCAGUCAAACUAUAGGGAACAUUGCCUUUGAUGCAUAUAUGCCUUCAAAUGAACAACUUCCAGCUCUGAAUCAUAUAUUAGUUUUCCGCAGUGUCCAAACAAAUGUUGGUGGACAUUACAAUAAGUUUUCUGGAAUGUUUACUGUUCCUGAAAAUGGAAUUUAUGUGUUCACAUGGACAGUAGUUUGUGAUAUUCACGCACAACGUAUUACACAAAUAGUAGUGAACGCUGCAGUGGUUGGAGCCGCCAUGUGCGAUGCGCAAGGCGGAUCUUAUUUCAGGACCACAACAGGUUUAGUGGUCGUUGAAGUCAAUCAGGGUGAAGUUGUAUUCAUUCGGACACAUCCGACUCACCUAGGUGGAAAAGCAAUAAUAAGCGCUCCCGACUUUCAUCGCACCACAUUUAGUGGGUGGAAGCUUUAA
Mytilus trossulus (common blue mussel) is the source of this 837-nucleotide messenger RNA. RefSeq lists its product as uncharacterized. Gene Ontology annotation, molecular function: protein binding. NCBI's taxonomy places the organism in Eukaryota, Metazoa, Mollusca, Bivalvia, Mytilida, Mytilidae. The coding region runs from base 1 to 837 and encodes 278 amino acids. The transcript has 2 exons. The record is from RefSeq and is a predicted model, not a curated record.